AUGGCCUUUCAGAAAUUCUUCAGCCUCUCUGAGCACGCUGAGAAUAAAGAGGAACAUCCAUCCAAUCUCAUCACCAUGAAACAAAGCACUGUCCUUCGCACAACGUUCCUGCUUUGCUGGAUCUUAAUUAUUCUGCCCAGGGUUCAAGGAUCCCCACUCUCAAGAAAUAUACGCUGUCGAUGUAUCAAGUCUCAUGAUGCUGUCCCUCAUGUGAAAUUCUUAGAAAAACUUGAAGUCAUUCCCCAAAGUUCUUCAUGUCCACGUACUGAGAUCAUUGCUACAAUAAAGAGAACUCGGGAGCAAAGAUGUCUGAACCCUGACUCCAAGCAAAUACAAAAUUUAAUCAAAUUAAUUAACAAGAAAAGGUCCACAGAAACUUCUAAAAUCAGAAGUAGAGAUCACCCUACUGCUCCUAAGAGGAUGGACUAG
Gracilinanus agilis (Agile Gracile Mouse Opossum) is the source of this 429-nucleotide messenger RNA. It is a transcript of the gene CXCL10, whose product is annotated as C-X-C motif chemokine ligand 10. Gene Ontology annotation, molecular function: CXCR chemokine receptor binding; chemokine activity. The record is from RefSeq and is a predicted model, not a curated record. Gene Ontology annotation, cellular component: extracellular region. The transcript has 4 exons. Gene Ontology annotation, biological process: antimicrobial humoral immune response mediated by antimicrobial peptide; neutrophil chemotaxis; inflammatory response. Bases 1 to 429 code for a protein of 142 amino acids. Lineage: Eukaryota; Metazoa; Chordata; Mammalia; Didelphimorphia; Didelphidae.